Molecule: messenger RNA, 4785 nt
Organism: Gambusia affinis (western mosquitofish)
Lineage: Eukaryota; Metazoa; Chordata; Actinopteri; Cyprinodontiformes; Poeciliidae
Gene: gcgrb
Product: glucagon receptor b
Exons: 14
Coding region: 1429-3042 (537 amino acids)
Biological process (GO): adenylate cyclase-activating G protein-coupled receptor signaling pathway; cell surface receptor signaling pathway
Cellular component (GO): plasma membrane
Molecular function (GO): peptide hormone binding; glucagon receptor activity; gastric inhibitory peptide receptor activity
Source: RefSeq, a predicted model, not a curated record
GAAUUGAUUCGCCACAUAAAUCAAUGCUUAGUUUUACAUUAGUGUUGAGAUGUUGUUUUCAUUUAUUGAUCAAAGCUAUUUUCAGUUGAGGCGGGAGUUUUUUUUGUAUUUUUGUAACUGUAUUUUCAGUUACAGUUAUAUUUCAGUAAGAAACAGCUUUUUUUGUUUGUUUGUUUGUUUCUGAUAAGUUGUUGGUAUUUCUUUUUCGUCAAAGCUCUUGCUUCAACUGGAAAAGAAUGUGACUGUGAUAGUAUUAAUGGAAGAUAAACUUCAGCGAAUUAAGAAAGUUGCAUCAGAUGAAGACUUAUUUAAGCAUUUUUAUAUGCAACUGUAAUACUAUUAUGAGCACAUUAUUUACACUUUACGCCUUUAUGCCUGACUCAGGCUCACUCUGCUGCCCCCAGCCUCACACUAAAUUAUUCACUGAGAGCAUGUGAGCCCAUAUUGUAUCCUAUAAUGUGGAAUAUCUUGUGUCUCAAGUGGAACCAACCUCACAUAAAUUAUGCAUUUUGCAUAAUGUAUGUUCUAUUAAUUUAGUGGUUUUCUGAUAAUUUAUUUUGUGUUAUUUUUUUGUUUUUGGUUUAUUUUCAUUUAAUAAUGGCUGAUUGCACCUUAAUUUAAUUGUAAUUUGUAUGACGAGUCGUGUUUGUUGACAGCAGUGCCUCUAUUCUAUUCUAUUCUAUUCUAUUCUAUUCUAUUCUAUUCUAUUCUAUUCUAUUCUAUUCUAUUCUAUUCUAUUCUAUUCUAUUCUAUUCUAUUCUACUGGCAGUAAUCUAUUCAAUGAAUGACCUCAAAUAAGUCAUAGCUUGUAAAAAAAUAAGUGGAAAAAAAGAAAGAAAAUAAUUCACAUACUGUGAGUUAUGCACUACGGAAUUUUUAAAGAGUAUUAUUUUGAAAGACUAAACCGGAAAUGAUCCUGCACAUCUUCAGUGGCUUUGUGCAGAUGGUGGGAACACCGACACCUCAGCAUUCAGGCGCUCUCAGUCCGACUCACUCCACUGUCCGGGUCAGCUACAGGGGCGAGAAUUCAUUUAGAAACGCAAGUCUUUAUAAACAGAGCAACAAAACUAGAAAUAAUAUAUAUAUAUAUAUAUAAAUAAAAUAAGAAGGUGGACUUUAUCUAAUUGGAUCAGAGACUAUUUGUUUCAUCACAAGACUUUUUUUUCUUUCUUUCCUUCUCUCUGUCUUUCAUUCUUUCUCUUACUUCUCGUUCUUGUUCGACUGGGUGGAUGCGCUCUGGCUCUGUGGACGCUGCCUCCUGUGAUGGACCGGCCCGGGAGCUGAACGGUGGGCUUGGUGGGGCCGCCAGGUGCGCACAAGGAGGUCUAAACCCAAAGGCCGUGGGGUGAAAUAGGGCCGAGCCUGCCUCAUGUGGGAUUCCUCUCUCUUCUGGUCCCCACCAACCCCCAUCUUCCCAGCAUCGGUGGGAUGUCCCAGGUGUGUCUCCUCUUGGCCUUGCUUACGCUCUCCAGCUGCACUAAGGUGUCCUUUGCUAACUCUCUGGAGCUUGUGAAGGAGAAGUGGAGCAACUACAAGGACAAUUGCACAAGCCUGAUCAAUUCCACGCCCCCUGCCACAGGGUUGGUGUGUAACAGAAGCUUUGAUUUGUAUGCCUGCUGGCCUGAUGGACGUCCAGGUACUACUGUGAAUGUCUCCUGCCCAACGUUCCUGCCAUGGCAUCGAAAAGUUUGGCAGGGUUUGGUCUACAGGAUCUGCAACGAAGACGGCAAAUGGGGACCAAAGAACACCAGCGAGUGUGAGGACGAUCCCGGCGAGUCAGGUUUGCAGCAGCAGUAUGGCCGCAUCCUCAGCAAGCUGCGCAUCAUGUACACAGUGGGAUACUCUCUGUCACUCGGAGCGCUGCUCCUGGCCCUGGCCAUUCUCAUCAGCUUCAGGAAGCUUCACUGCAUGAGGAACAACAUCCACAUGAACCUGUUUGCUUCGUUCAUCCUGAGAGCGGUUUCGAUUCUGAUCAAAGACGCUCUGCUCAGCCUGAUGCUGGACCCAAAGAGUGGCAGCGAUGCCCAGACACAGGCCUGGGUCAACAUACCAGCCGUGAUGUGGUGCCGAGGCGCCAUGGUGAUGAUGCAGUACAGCGUGAUCGCCAACAACUACUGGCUGCUGGUGGAAGGCAUCUACCUGCACAGCCUCCUCGUCAUCACUGUUUUCAGCGAGAAGAAAUACUUCUACAUUUACUUGGCCAUCGGCUGGGGUGCACCUCUCAUAUUUGUGUUGCCGUGGAUCACAGUGAAAUAUCUGUAUGAGAACAUAGAGUGCUGGGAGAGGAAUAUUAACAUGGGGUAUUGGUGGAUAAUCCGUUCUCCCAUUUUGUUUGCUUAUCUGAUUAACUUCUUCAUCUUCAUCCGAAUAAUUAAAAUCCUGAUGUCUAAACUUAGAGCUCAUCAGAUGAGAUACACUGACUACAAAUUCAGGCUGGCCAAAUCCACGCUGACUCUCAUCCCGCUGCUCGGCAUUCACGCCAUCCUCUUCACCUUCGUCAUUGAUGAGUCUGUCCCGAAGGGCUCCAUGCUUCGCCUCAUUCGCCUCUUCUGUGACCUCCUGUUCAACUCCUUCCAGGGCCUGCUGGUCGCCAUACUGUAUUGCUUCGUCAAUAAAGAGGUUCAGUCCGAGAUGCUGAAGAAGUGGAAGAGGUGGAAGCUGGGGAAGGACAUCAACGAGGAAUACCGCCACACCCACAGCCAGACGCCGCACGUCAAGAGCGGCAGCAUCGCCACCGGGAACCUGACCGACCUUCAGGACAACAACGCCAGCGACCCAAGCAAUGACUCGCCGCGUGCCAACAAGGCCAACUGCCACUCGUCCCGCUCGGCUGCGCCCGAGGAAAACCGCAGGCUGGUGGUCUCCUACAGCAACGGGACAGGCAAAGCCAAAUCCGCCAAAAAUAGACAAGCCCUGCAGUUCACCUUCCCACCUCAGAGAGGCGCCACCAGCAGGGGCAGCAGCACGACAGAGGGCAUCAGUCUAGAGGAUCGGGUGCAGCACCGCUCGUACCCACAGGAGGGAGACGAAACUAGUGUCUGAAGACGACAUUUUGUUUUGGUUUUUAGCACAAAACUCUCAGCUUUCUAAAGAUUGUGCACCGAUGGCAACCUAAAGGGAAAAAAAUAUGCAAAAAAACCAAAAAACACUGCAUUUAGAUCAAAAAAUAAGCUUACCAUGUUUAAUGUAAUAUUUAUUGCUUUGGAAAGACGGUAAGAAUGAUGUAACGAUUUGAAGUGAGUGUGACUGCGCAGCAUGUUUUUACUGUAAAUGCAGACAUUUUGGACGACCGCAUUUCCAACAUCAAACCUUCACUGCUGCUGUCAUCAUAAGGACUGAUGGGGUUAGGCCGCAGUGUUUCUCAAUUCUGGUUCUCACGCCCCCCCUGCCCUGCAUGUUUUAGGUGUUUCCCUUCUGCCACACACCUGGAUUGAAUAUGUGGGUGAUUAACAGGCUUCUGCAGCACUUGAUGGUCAUGCAAUCAUUUGAAUCAGCUGCUCUGGAGUAGAGGAACAUCUAAAACAUGCAGAGCAGGGGGGCGUGAGGACUGGAAUGGAGAAGCGCUGCAUUAGGGGUUUGUUUGCAGCGGCGGGCGCUUGCUUAUGGUACAGGAUGGCUUUAAGAGCGCAGCAAGCAUGGCUCUUAUUUUCUCAGAUGUUAUGAGAACAGCCAGACUGAGGGAUUCAUGCGAAACAAAUGAAUUGUUGCACUUAAUGCCGGUAGUGCAACAAUUAAAAAUGGGGGCUUUCAUUUUCCAAAAGACUGUGAUUGUGUUGAAAUGACUGUGAUCUAAAAUAAUUUAUGCCAAAAAAAAACAAAAAAAAAAAAACAGUUCUAUAAAAGUAAUUAACAUUUUUGCAUCAGUUGGGUUCUGCAUUGACAAUUUUUCAAGCUUUAUAAGUUUUUUUUUUAUACAAAUGGCAACAUUCUAUCCAUUUUUACAAACAUUUCUGCUCUAAAUGAAAAAAAAGUAAAUUUAAAGUAUUUUGUUGUCGCUUGACUAUAAUUGGAUCUUCAUGUAGUCCAUAUAGUGCUCGUGUUAAAUUUAUGAAUUUCUGUGUGAAAGAUUCACUAUCACUGCUAAAAAUAGAAGAAAAAAAAAAGUUUUUCCUUUCUGAAAAUGUAUUUGGUGUAUCUUAUUAAAGUGAAUGUAACUCUCAAUUGCUACAAUUGCACAGCCAUUUUCUAUGCACCCAUACUUUGUGUUUUCUAUUGGAUCAUGUUAAGCAGAAUGCAUCACCAAGAAAAGAUGUUAAAUUUGAUGAAAAUACUUUCUGGUGAAGGUUUUUUAUCCAGUUGAAUGACAUCUGACCUGUACAUUGUGAUGUAAAGAAGACCAAUAGUUAAUUUCUAUGUAUUUAUAUUAUUCUGUCUGCAGUUUGAGUCAGGGAUCAUAUUUAUUUACAGAAGCAAGAUGUUGUAGAAAUAUAGAACCAUUUUUAUAAUGUUGUGCUAGAAGAACUGAACCAGCGAGGAUUUCCACAAAAAAAGAGACAGAAAACAGUUUGUGUUUGAAUGUGGCGUGUACAUUGUAACUAUAUUAAAGUAUUAAACAUUAAAAUGUUAAUGGCAGGUGAGUGAAGGGGCAGAUGAUUAUUUCUAGUGCACAUGGUUGAAACUUAACGUAGUGUCAUUUUUGAUAUGUUUAAUUCCCACUUUAAACUUUAAGCAUUUGUCAAGAGGUCGCCAAACUGUACAUGGUUUAAAAGAUUUAAGAAAAAAAAAGAACUGGUUGUGUCUAAUUUCUUUUUGUGAAUCCAUAAAAAAAUAAAUUCUGUCAGCAAA